Rhagoletis pomonella (apple maggot) is the source of this 852-nucleotide messenger RNA. RefSeq lists its product as uncharacterized. Lineage: Eukaryota; Metazoa; Arthropoda; Insecta; Diptera; Tephritidae. The transcript has a single exon. The coding region runs from base 1 to 852 and encodes 283 amino acids. The record is from RefSeq and is a predicted model, not a curated record.
AUGUCUGACCCUACAGCUAACCCGGCACAAAUGCGGGUGGACACGCUCGACCCAGGGAAGGUUAAGCUCCCAGAUUUGGUCGAGGAGCAUACGGACCUAUGGUUCUGGCAAGUCGAGGCGGCCUUCGAAGCGGCAGGCAUCGUAUCCGAUAAAAAACGGUAUUACACCAUAAUCGGACAACUGCCCACGCGCGUUAUGUACAAGCUAGCCGACUUCCGCACAAAUCCACCGGCACGAAACGAAAUGUACGACAAUCUUAAGGCCCGAAUUAUCAAUGAAUUCGCCGACAGCACACAAACAAAAUUGACAAAGCUGCUCAGCGACCUAUCACUCGGCGACCGCAAGCCGUCGCAGUUGUUAGCCGAAAUGCGGACCAGGGCGGCAGCUACCCCAGUAACAGACGAGCUCCUAAAGCAGUUAUGGCUCCGAAAUCUCCCAGAACAGAUACGCGCAAUACUAUCCGCAGACGAGCACAUAACUUUGGUAAACGCAGCAACGAUGGCCGACCGUAUCAUGGAGGCUACUAGAAGUAGCGGCGCUUUUAUACACGCCGUUCAGCAAAGCCCUCUGCAGACAACAAGUGUACGCCAAAACGCCAGUAAUGAACCUGCAAGCCAAAUCGAGGAAAUGCAACGCCAGAUUGAGGCAAUCUCACGCGACCUGCGGAACAUCAAACGGCCAUACCGUGGUAGCCAACGUAGAUCAACGCCGACACGAUCGAGUUCACGAAGUCGAGAACAGCACGACACCUGCUGGUAUCAUUACAAAUAUGGGACGAAUGCUCGCAAGUGCAGGCCACCAUGCAAGUUCGACCGCAACGCUAGUGGUACACAACAGAAUCCAAAAAACUAG